This is a messenger RNA of Erigeron canadensis, 1965 nucleotides long. Its product is annotated as L-type lectin-domain containing receptor kinase IX.1-like. Gene Ontology annotation, molecular function: ATP binding; carbohydrate binding; protein kinase activity. The transcript has a single exon. Gene Ontology annotation, biological process: protein phosphorylation. Gene Ontology annotation, cellular component: plasma membrane. The coding region runs from base 1 to 1965 and encodes 654 amino acids. Lineage: Eukaryota; Viridiplantae; Streptophyta; Magnoliopsida; Asterales; Asteraceae. The record is from RefSeq and is a predicted model, not a curated record.
AUGAUGUUGCAUUUCUUCAUUGUUAUGUUGUUUCUUGUGAUCCAAGGAAGCUCGUUUUCUUUCAAUUUUUCUAGCUUCCAACCGAAUAACUUGAUGAUAGUGUAUCAAGGUGAUGCAUUUGCAUCUAAUGGAAUUCAGGUGACCAGAAAUCAGCGUGAUAAGUCGUUGAAGAACAGUGUGGGAAGAGCUUUGUACUCAAAUCCUGUUCGUAUUUGGGACAAAAAGACUCGAAAGCUAACAGAUUUCAUGACCCAUUUUACGUUCUCAAUGAAUGCACUAAAUUCCUCUGAAUUUGGUGAGGGGUUAUCUUUCUUUUUAAUGCCAUUUGAGCCCGAGAUACCUCAGGGCUCAUUUGGUGGGUAUCUUGGGCUAUUCAGCCCAUCUUCAGCUUUCAACUCAUCCAACAAUACUAUUGUUGCUGUUGAAUUUGAUUCGUUUAAAAACGAAUGGGAUCCAAGUGACAACCAUGUUGGAAUUGACAUUAACUCGAUUCAAUCAGUGGCUAAUAUUUCAUGGAAUACUAGUAUUAAAGAUGGAAAGAUUGCCAAUGCAUGGGUGAGUUAUGAUUCUAGUACAUAUAAUCUAAGUGUGUUUUUAUCCUAUGAAGAAAACCCCUAUUUUAAUGGUAACUGCAGCUUGUGGUACAUCGUUGAUUUACGAGAAGUACUACCUGAAUCGGUUCAUAUUGGGUUUUCGGCUGCAACAGGGGACUGGAUUGAAACGCACACUGUCUACUCAUGGACGUUUAGAUCCAAUUUGGAGAUAACUCGUGUGAAGAAAAACAAAAUGUGGAUGACAACUGGUUUAGCUACGAUUUCAGGUGCCUUGAGCCUUUUGGUUGGGUUUUUAUGGUUCUUUUGCUGGAAGAAACGGUCCAUUUUUAGCAAACGUGAAGACAUGGUUAUAGAAUAUGACUUUGAAAAUAACAUGGGCCCAAAAAGAUUCACCUUUCGUGAGCUCAGUAAGGCAACUGAUGGGUUCUCAGAGGAACGAAAGCUUGGUGAAGGUGGGUUUGGAGGCGUUUACAAGGGUUUAUUAAGCGGUAUAAACUCCCUAGUGGCAGUCAAACGGGUAUCAAGUGGAUCAAAACAAGGAAAGAAAGAAUAUAUCUCGGAAGUAAAGAUCAUUAGUAGAUUAAGACACAAAAACUUGGUGCAACUCAUAGGAUGGUGCCACGAACAAGGUGAUUUGCUUCUUGUUUACGAGUUUAUGCCAAAUGGAAGCCUUGAUUCCCAUUUGUUUUACUCAAAAUCGAAGCUUUCCUCAUCCGUUAGAUAUAAAAUAGCUUUGGGAAUUGCUUCAGCCGUCCUCUACCUCCACGAAGAAUGGGAACAAUGUGUGGUGCAUAGAGAUAUAAAGUCUAGUAAUAUAAUGUUGGAUUCAAGUUAUAAUGCUAAGUUGGGUGAUUUUGGACUUGCCCGGUUUGUAGACCAUGAUCUAGGGUCUCAAACCACGGUUCUAGCAGGAACAAUGGGUUACUUGGCCCCAGAAUGUGUGAUGACUGGCAAAGCAAGCAGGGAGUCAGAUGUUUAUAGUUUUGGGGUUGUGGCUUUAGAAAUUGCGUGUGGACGCAAACCUAUUGACACCAAGGCGGAAAUUGGUAAACAAAGGUUGGUUGAAUGGGUUUGGAGUCUUUAUGGCGAAGGUAAACUAUUGGAAGCAGUAGACGAGAGGUUAAAUGGCGAAUUUGAUGAACAAGAAAUGGAGUGUUUGAUGGUGGUUGGUUUGUGGUGCUGUAAUCCUGAUAAUAACGAUAGGCCGUCGAUAAAACAAGCUAUAAGUGUUCUAAAUUUUGAAGGUCCCUUGCCUAAGCUCCCAGCUAAACAACCCGUGCCCAUUUACUACGCACCUCCUAUUAGUAUGUGUAGGUUCACUUAUACGUCUUCCGUUGCUCUCAGUAGUACAGCAGAGAUGUCAUCUGGGUCGAAAGGGUCUGGAACUGUGAGUAGUGGUGGCUCAUAUUGA